AUGGGUCGAAAACCAAGUAAUGUGUACGAUUACUUUAUCCGCUUGGAACCAGAGGCCGGUCAGAAGGGAAUGAUACGCUAUCAAUGCAAGAAAUGCGACAAACAGUAUGCGAGUAAUGCCACACGAUUGGCCGAUCACCUCAAGAUGUCGUGCGCUCCAAGCUUUCAGACCAACCAGCGGAUUCGAAAAGUCAUCCGACUUCCUUCUGCUAGUAUCCAUCUGAAUGGAAAUAGCCAAGAAGCGGAGACUAGUGAUGAGAUGAAGGAGACCGACGACUCAUCGGAAAGUAUGGCGGCUACGGUAGCAUCGCUCGUAGUUCCAGUGCCAAGUCCUGACGCCUACGCAGCAGCAGGGGUCGAGACAGCUCAGUCGCUGGCUCUCAAACGGUCUGACCACGAACUUCUCACCAACAUGUUGGAGUCGGAAGGUGAACCUCCACAGGAUGUUACUGAGGUACUAUUACGCUUGGCGAAGCUGUCAACGUGUACUAUUGGAGAUGCCAUGGUGGAGAUGAAGCUCCAAGGACAUUUGGUGGAUGUUAACCUUAUUCGAGGCUACGACGCCCCCUUGGCCAUGAAUAUUUGCGGACCUGCAUUGACGGUCAAGAUAAUGCCGACUACCGGAGCUUUGGCUGGUAGUGGGUCAUAUGACUACAUGGACACGGCGGAAAUGGGACAGGUUGUAGUCAUUAGUGCACCAGCGAGGAGUACAAUGGCAGUGUUUGGUGAGUUGUUGGCAACGGCGUCCAAGGCGCGACAUGUGGCAGGUGUCGUGACGGACGGACGUGUACGAGAUGUGCAGGAGUUGUGUACAAUGAACUUCCCAGCAUUUGCAAUGGGCACAUCGGUGCACGGCGAGUGUGGAGCGACAACGAUCGCAGAAAUAAAUGGCCCCGUACUAAUUGCUGACUGCGUCGUGCGUCACAAUGACAUUAUCCGUGGAGACAUCAAUGGCGUUAUUGUUAUCCCAGCCGAACGCGCUCAAGACAUUGCUACUCGAGCGGAGAUCAUCGAGGACCAAGACAACAAAAUCAUUGAAGCUCUCAACGAAGGCGAGCCAGUGCAACGCUCCUUACAACGUUUUCGCGCUUCCAGGGAUGUGUGA
This is a messenger RNA of Peronospora farinosa, 1104 nucleotides long. NCBI's taxonomy places the organism in Eukaryota, Oomycota, Peronosporomycetes, Peronosporales, Peronosporaceae. The record is from the annotation of a GenBank genome assembly.